AUGACUUCUGUCAGUGUGUCCACCCCGGUGAAGAGCCACACUGGGCUCUUCUCGACCAAAACUGCUGGAGGCCGUAUCCCUCUGAGCCCCUCGCCAAACCCCCGUGCCAGCGGCCAAGAGUCGCCUUUCACCCCUCCUCGCCAGGCAGACUCCGGCCGCGGACAAGCCAAAUCUGUCUACGGUGGAAACCUGUCCGCCCACUUUGCCAAGACGUCAGUGUCUAGCAAGUCCUCCAUCUCUACCAAGCCCUCUGCUUCUACCAAGUCCUCGGUACCCGCCAAAUCCUCCGUCUCAAAGACAACUCGCUCCACAUACCGUGAAUCUCCCAAGUCGAACAUCGCCCGCACACGCAAGUCACCCAAGCACCUGGAGCUCGGAGUGUCUGACUGGACUUUGACCGGUACAAGCGCCACAAGCGCAAACACACCUUCCAAGGAGCGUGUUCGAAGAGAGACUGCUCCUCGCACUCGUUCAAGCAAGACCACUGUGCGGAUUUCCCACAACGCCGGUGAUCGUUUCAUCCCAAACCGAGCCGCGAGUGAGGGUCUGGCUACAACUGGUGCCGCGAAGCCCGAAGAGAGUCAACGCCCUAAGAGUGGUGGCAACGGUAAUGAUGGGACCUCAGUUAUUGCAUCGGCAGCCAGUGCCAGUGCUUUCGACAUGGGUGCCCGUGGAUUUGACGAUGAUCUGAGCUCUGCUUUGGAGGGCUUGGGUCUGGAUGACAACGAGCCUUCCACAUACACACGCCCCGCCCUAGAGGCAACUGCAUACAAGUCCUCUCUUGCCGAGGCCUGUGGUGUCAGCAUGAACACUCGCAUUCUCGCCUUCAAGCCUCCUCCCCCUGAGUCAUCCAAGCCCAUUGAUCUCCGUGCUCAGUACAAUCGUCCUCUCCGUCCUGCCAAGUCAACAGCUGCUCAGUUCCGUCGCCGUGUGCAAACAGCACCAGAGCGUGUUCUGGAUGCCCCUGGCCUUUUGGAUGACUACUAUCUCAACUUGCUUGACUGGAGCUCUGGCAACCAGGUCGCUAUCGGACUGGAACGCAACGUGUAUGUCUGGUCUGCCGAGUCUGGAACCGUCAACUGCCUUUUGGAGACCGACCCCGAUACCUACGUCAGCAGUGUGAAGUGGAGUGGAGAUGGUGCUUACGUUGGCGUUGGCCUGGGAACUGGUGAGGUCCAGAUCUGGGAUGUCGAGGAGGGUUCCAAGCUGCGUAGCAUGUACGGCCACGACUCCCGUGUCGGUGUCAUGGGCUGGAACAAGCACACUCUUUCUACUGGAGCUCGCAGUGGUCUCGUCUACAACCACGAUGUUCGCAUCGCUGAUCACAAGAUCGCCGAAUUGGUUUCCCACACCUCUGAAGUCUGCGGUCUCGAGUGGCGUGCCGACGGCGCCCAGCUCGCGACUGGUGGAAACGACAACCUCGUCAACAUCUGGGAUGCUCGUUCUCUCUCUGCUCCCAAGUUCACUAAGACCAACCACCGCGCUGCCGUCAAAGCUCUCAGCUGGUGCCCCUGGCAAUCCAACCUCCUCGCCACUGGCGGUGGUUCAUACGACCGUCACAUUCACUUCUGGAACACCACCACUGGUGCCCGCACCAACAGCAUUGACACCGGUUCCCAGGUGACUUCUUUGCGCUGGAGCAACCACUACCGCGAGAUCGUUAGCUCUAGCGGAUUCCCCGACAACUCUCUUAGCAUCUGGAGCUACCCCACUCUGGUUCGCAACGUUGAGAUCCCUGCUCACGAGACCCGUGUUCUUCACAGCGCUAUCAGCCCAGAUGGUCAGAUGCUGGCUACCACGGCUGCUGAUGAGAGCUUGAAGUUCUGGAAGAUCUUCGAGCGCAAGGCUGGGACCAGUGCCUCCGCUGCUCGUGAGGGUGGUGUUGGCAGCAAGGCCCAGAUGACCAAGUCUAUGACUAUCCGCUAA
Molecule: messenger RNA, 1926 nt
Organism: Penicillium brevicompactum
Lineage: Eukaryota; Fungi; Ascomycota; Eurotiomycetes; Eurotiales; Aspergillaceae
Product: WD40 repeat domain-containing protein
Exons: 1
Coding region: 1-1926 (641 amino acids)
Biological process (GO): anaphase-promoting complex-dependent catabolic process; positive regulation of ubiquitin protein ligase activity; positive regulation of anaphase-promoting complex-dependent catabolic process
Cellular component (GO): anaphase-promoting complex
Molecular function (GO): anaphase-promoting complex binding; protein binding; ubiquitin ligase activator activity
Source: RefSeq, a predicted model, not a curated record